CCCGGCCCAUUAUGAGGACGGCGCUUCUGUGGACGUGGAUCGUGUCCCUGAGUUACUUCGCACCCACAGGGUUGGCGGCCUAUUUCUUCCAGCAGCCCAUGGAUCAAGUGAUCGUGUCUGGACAGUCGGUGACCCUGGCCUGUGUGGUGAUGGGCUACCGGGGCAUGGUUCAGUGGACCAAGGAUGGGCUGGCUUUGGGUGGAGAAAGAGACCUGCCAGGCUGGUCCCGGUACUCCAUUGUUGGAGAUGCUUCUGCCGGGCAGCAUAAUCUGCGCAUCGAUUACGCCGAGUUGGACGACGACGCGGUCUACGAAUGCCAGGCCACGCAAGCGGCGUUGAGGUCCCAGCGUGCAAAGCUCACCGUCCUGAUCCCUCCCAACGAUCCGGAGAUCCAAAACGGCCCCAUCGUGCACGUGAUCUCCAACGUCCCCUACAACCUGUCCUGCCGGGCGGCGGGGGCCAAGCCUGCAGCCGAGAUCAGCUGGUACCGCGACGGGCAGCGGCAGGAUUCUGCGGUUUAUUCCAAGGCGCUGAUGGAGGACGGCAAACGGGAGGUGGCAGUCAGCACCCUCCUCCUGACCCCCAGCAGCAGGGAUAAGGGGAGCGCCUUCACCUGCCGGGUCAGCAAUCCCGCAGCCCCCGCGGGCAAGCAGACGACGGUCACCCUCAACGUCCAGUACCCGCCUGUCGUCACGCUGUCGGUCCAGCCGCACACCGUCCCUGAAGGUGGCAAGGUCAGCUUCCUCUGCAUGGCCACCUCCAACCCCGAGGUGACAGGCUACAGGUGGGCGAAAGGUGGCGUGCCUGUUCCCGAAGCCAAUGGAGACAGCUACGAGGCGACGGUCGACCAGUCCUUCUUCACUGAACCCGUGUCAUGCGAGGUGUCAAAUGCUGUGGGAAGCACCAAUGUCAGCACACUGGUGGAUGUGCAUUUUGGACCCCGUCUUAUAUCUCAGCCCAAACCCUUGACUGUCGAUGUGGGCUCAGAUGCCUCAUUCACUUGCACGUGGUCCGGGAAUCCACCUCUCACCUUGGCCUGGACCAAGAAGGGAUCUAGCGUGGUGCUAAGCAACGGGAACACCCUACACCUGAAGGCGGUGACGCAAGAGGAUGCCGGCAUCUAUGUGUGCAAAGCUAUCGUGCCACGCAUCGGGGUUGCAGAGAAGGAAGUGACGCUUGCAGUGAACGGCCCGCCCGUCAUCAGCGCGGAACCAAGCCAGCAGACGGCGGUGGGCACCAAAGCUCGGCUGGAGUGCUUGGUGGGGAGCAUCCCGCCCCCCGACAGGAUUGCCUGGGCGUGGGGCGAACGGGUGCUGGAUUCCGGCUCGCUGGAUCGCUUCACGGUGGACACCGUCGUGACGGAACAAGGGGUGCUCUCAGCCCUGCUGAUUGACCCGACCCACGAUGCCGAUUUUGCCCUCCCCUACAAUUGCACGGCUUGGAACCGCUUCGGCAUACGAUCGGCCGCUGUCAGCCUGCGCCGCCAAGAAGUCCUGUCGGUUCUGAUCUUGGGGGUUUUGGCUUCCUCUGGCGUGGUUGGCCUUCUGCUUCUGGUGGUCACCGUCUCUCUCUGCUACCGGCGCAAACGCUGUGGGAAAGCCAAGCGGGGAACGCAGCUCUCCAAGGCCGACAUCCUGGUGCAGAUCACGACCAGCGAGAGCAGCCCCAGCCGGCCGAGCGAGGGGGAAGAUGAUAGCAAAGAGCCUAUGCAAUGGUACAGUCCUUUGGGAAAGCCCCCGUCGCCCGUGCUUACGACAAAGGGACCCAAAGAGCUGAAGCUGGAACCGGGGAAUCUCCUGUACCAGGCUCACCCUUCACCCUUCGUCUCUCUCCAGGCCACUAGCAGUGAAUCUCCAGCGACAUCCCAUACGGAGCACAGCGAAAUACUGGAAGAUGACGAAGGGAGCCAGGAGCUGAAGGACCCCACUAACGGCUACUACAAGGUCCGUGCCCACGAAGAGCCGUGUUUGGGGAGCGGCUUCUCAGAAUACACGCCAGGCCCCCGCCCUCUGUUUGGGGCCUCUUCUUUGUACCCUUCGGCCGGGCCGGUGCAACCAAAGCUGUACGAAUACGCUCACCGCUACACCCUGGGCACCCCCGGCUCCCGCUCGGCCUACGACCCCCACGAGCGGCUCUUCCCUCAGGAGAACAUGUACGGCGGAAGCACCUACCUCACCGCCCCCUACAGCCGGGCCUUCACCAGUUACGUCAAGCCCAGCAACUACGAGAAGGCAGAGAGCGGAUACGAGCCGUCGGACCAGGCCAGCAAGGCCUCGGGCUGUUCCCGCUUCUCGUACACUUCCUUGUGUCAGCAGUCUGACUACGGGCGCCCUUCCCACCAGCGCAUGCAGACCCAUGUAUGACUCCUGCCCGACCCUGCCG
Euleptes europaea (tarantolino) is the source of this 2382-nucleotide messenger RNA. RefSeq names its product kirre like nephrin family adhesion molecule 2 (gene KIRREL2). Gene Ontology annotation, cellular component: cell-cell junction. The transcript is spliced from 15 exons. NCBI's taxonomy places the organism in Eukaryota, Metazoa, Chordata, Lepidosauria, Squamata, Sphaerodactylidae. Gene Ontology annotation, molecular function: cell adhesion molecule binding. Gene Ontology annotation, biological process: cell-cell adhesion. The record is from RefSeq and is a predicted model, not a curated record. Bases 12 to 2363 code for a protein of 783 amino acids.